AUGUCUUUAAGUCGUGAAGAUUCAGUGUAUUUAGCCAAAUUGGCUGAACAAGCAGAACGUUAUGAAGAAAUGGUGGAAAACAUGAAGAAUGUUGCAUCUUCUGGUCAAGAAUUGUCCGUUGAAGAAAGAAACUUGUUAUCUGUUGCUUACAAGAACGUUAUUGGUGCUCGUCGUGCAUCCUGGAGAAUCGUUUCCUCCAUUGAACAAAAAGAGGAAGCUAAGGAAAAAUCUGAACAUCAAGUUCAAUUGAUCAGAACUUACCGUUCGAAGAUCGAAUCCGAAUUGACUAAGAUCUGUGAUGAUAUCUUGUCAGUGUUAGAUACUCAUUUGAUUCCAAGUGCUACAACCGGUGAAUCCAAGGUAUUCUACUAUAAGAUGAAGGGUGACUACCACCGUUAUCUGGCCGAAUUCUCUUCCGGUGACGUUAGAGAAAGUGCUACUCAAGCCUCUUUGGAAGCCUACAAGGAAGCAUCCGAUAUCGCCACCACAGAAUUGCCACCAACUCAUCCUAUCAGAUUGGGUUUGGCCUUAAACUUCUCCGUGUUCUAUUACGAAAUUCAAAAUUCCCCAGACAAGGCUUGUCAUUUGGCUAAGCAAGCCUUCGAUGACGCUAUUGCUGAACUAGAUACCUUAUCCGAAGAAUCAUACAAGGACAGUACUUUGAUCAUGCAAUUGUUGAGAGAUAACUUGACCUUGUGGACUUCUGAUAUGUCUGAGACUGGUCAAGAAGACCAACCUGCUGAAGGUGCUUAA
Messenger RNA from Kluyveromyces lactis, 753 nucleotides. It is a transcript of the gene BMH2, whose product is annotated as 14-3-3 family protein BMH2. The record is from RefSeq and is a predicted model, not a curated record. Lineage: Eukaryota; Fungi; Ascomycota; Saccharomycetes; Saccharomycetales; Saccharomycetaceae. The transcript has a single exon. Gene Ontology annotation, cellular component: cytoplasm. Gene Ontology annotation, biological process: signal transduction. Bases 1 to 753 code for a protein of 250 amino acids.